Messenger RNA from Rhineura floridana, 2970 nucleotides. RefSeq names its product MANSC domain containing 1 (gene MANSC1). The record is from RefSeq and is a predicted model, not a curated record. The transcript is spliced from 5 exons. NCBI's taxonomy places the organism in Eukaryota, Metazoa, Chordata, Lepidosauria, Squamata, Rhineuridae. Bases 742 to 1911 code for a protein of 389 amino acids.
AUGCGUCGCUUUGCAAUCCGAUCUGUCUGUUUUCUCGGAUGUAAAUCUAGUGACUACAGUGGGGCUUACUUCUGAGUAAAUGUCAUUAGAUCUGCAGCUUUGAAAGUAAUUGGGAGUAAAUCCUGUUGAACUCAGUGGGACGCACACCCGAGUAAGGAGGCAUAGAUCGGGCUGCAAAGCUGCAGUUCUAUGAUCGGGCUAACUUCGAAAUAAUUCCCAUUGAAUAAAAGCGGGAAAUGCAUAUGCUUGGCCUACAAACUGAGUCUGUCUGCAGCUUUUCUCCGUAGUAAUUCUACAUCAAAUUAUAUCACUGCCCAUCGUUCUUUAACGCAGUUGCACCUUACAACUCCUCCCCCGGCUUGUGGGCGGAGAAACCUCGAAGGAGUUUCCAAGCACCAGCGUAAGAAAGCUGGCAGUUUUGCAACUCUCCAUUCCUGGUCUAUACUUUUCUCAUUUCAUCUGAAGAAAAGCGCACAGGGUAUAUUGCCAGUAUUUCAGAGUCUUCAAGCAUAUGGGGAAAUGGCUUCCAGAUCAGAGGAUAUUGUCCUUAGAACGACUUGAGCCGCCACAUUUUCCCCCAAGAAAAUUAAGUGUGAUGCAUUGAUAAUAGUGUAAUGUGUGACUCUCUCAGCCAUAAGAACAAAUGCAAGCAACGCCACCUUCUUAAAAUUAUUGUAUCCUGAGUUUAAAUGGCCUGAUGGUAUUUAAAAAACCCUGAGGAGUCACACCUGUGGGAAAGAAAUGUCCAUCCAGAUUGCAUGGUGCUCUCCUUGCACAUUCGUUGUGGUGUUUUGUGUCAUGCUAAAGCCAUCGCAAAGUCAAGUUUGUUCCACAGAGAAGAUGGAGAACAUCACUAUUGACAUCAAAGCAGCCUUUUCCAAAGGUAUCCGGGGGACAGAUCCAAUCCACGCUGCAUCUUGGGAAGCCUGUGUUAAUGUUUGCUGUCUGGAUAUAGACAAGAAGUGCAACUAUGUAGUUUUUGAUACCAGAAGGAAAGGCAAUAACCCAAAUUGCUACCUGUUUUAUUACCCCACUAAUGAAACGUGCCCGGUGAAACAAGUAUUAGGACUGGUGACUUACAGAAUGAUAGAAGAUGCAGAGGUUCCCAUGUCAGCUCCUUCCUCAGUCAAGCUCUCCCACCCGAUUGUGAAUGGGAAGUUUCUAUCUCCACUAACUGCUAUGUUUGAUCCUCACAGUACAACAAGCCAUCCACAUGGGUCAGGUCUGUUGCAAAAGCCCACUGCCUCAAAAAGGAUGGAAAUAGUGAGCCACUUAGAUAAGAUUAAUGGACACUCGCAGCUUCCAAAAGGUGAAAGGGCAAAUGGCUCAGAGAACUUAAAUUAUUCAUCAAUGCAUGAACUCAACAGUUUGUUGUCACCAAGAAUUGCUAAUAGUAUUCCUCCUGUUAUUCCCAUUGUGCAGCCUACAGCUAAGUUGCCUACUGUUACCACUGGCACUCAGGCUAGUACUAUUGCUGCUGUAAUUCCUGAUGUGUCUUCUAGAAAUGCAACAACUACCAUGUCUACAACGGCUUAUCACAGGAAUACACAUGUGGCAACUAUAAAUCCAGAAAGAAGUACCACUGUUCCUAACCCAUCAACCACUUCUGGAUCUAAUGCCAGCGGCUUCAGCCCAUUACUUUCCAUAAAGAUUUCUUCUGCUUCUUUACACAAUGUCCAUCUUAGUAAUGGGCAACUAGGUUUGGAAGGCUAUGUCCUUAAUGGAGCGCCAAGCAAGAAACGCGCCUCUCACUUUGGUGACAAAAGCAUACUUACAGCUGCAUUGCUUUUUGGGGUAAUAUUCUUGCUCUUGGUUACAGUAAUGGUCGGUAGAAAGAUGCUUGAAUCUUUUUGGCAAAGGCGUUACACUAGGCUAGACUACUUGAUCAAUGGUAUGUAUGCGAACUUAUGACAGAAGAAGAUGAAGAAGUACAUUAGAGGUAAAUUCUGAGGUGGCUAGCCAUCUGAAGCUUUGUAGAAAAGAAGAUCGAUUGGACUGACCACUUCAGAGGACAUGUUCUCGUUCCUAUGAUGUCAGGUUUAAAUACUACACUUGCCUCAUAAGUGGAGUUCUCACUAAGUAUAUUUGCUUGUUUGCAGUGUGUAUCACCUGUUGGCAUGUUGACUCCCCUGCUUUCCACCUCAGGAAGGGUGAUAGUUGGGCAUGCUGUCCUACUUGCAUGAUAGGAGUAACAUUUACAUUCACAUGGGACGCAGGACAUUUUGCUAGCCAGAGCCGUUUGUGCAACAGUCAGACUGACCAAUCUUGUGGAGAUAAUCCAGCCUUUUGCCUCUCUACGGUUAUCACAGUAUUGGCAUGAAGGAAGGGAGUCUUCAGUCUGUCCAAAAAGAGUGGCCAUAUGAGUUAAUAUUAGAUAUUACAGAAACAGAAGGCAAAACUUGGUUUAAUUAUUGCCUGUGCCUGACCAGAUUUGUUUCUACAAGCAGUAAGAAAUCAACACAGACAUCUGGGUGACCUGAAAAAUAUGCCACACAGCACACAAGACUCCUUUAGAAAAAACAUUACACUCACCAAUGUGGUAAGUGUAACAUUUAGACCUAGCCUGAACCAAAACGGGGGAGAACAAAAUGUUAAACAUGGGACCGCUGCUGAAAAUGGCAGUCCCCUGUCGUGUUCCUGGCAUCCUUGCAGUAUGAUCGCACUCAGUGCCUCAGUGGCGGCUGCUGGUAGGACCAGGGAAACGCCCAGAGUAAUUUUGUCAGACAUGAAGCAUUUAACAUGGGAAUGCCAUUUUAGGAGCAAUCCCAUGUUCUUUAUAACAUUUAGUUAUACUUUGAAGGAUUAGGUGCAUCUACCAUAUUUUUCUUUUGAAAAAUAUUGCAUCACUUGCUGUAAAAAUGAAAUAUUUUAAAUAAUUCUUUUUCCCCUUUAAAAAUACUGUUCAGUCACUUAAAAGCUAUACCCUACAGUUGUUUCACUGUAUUUUGUAAUUAGAUUAAAACAAAUCCA